UUAGAAUUAAAAGUGAUAAGAAUAAUAUGAAAUGAUAAUUAAUUCGAAACGAAAUACGAUUGGUGGAAAAAGUUCGUGGAAAAGUUCCAUUUUUUCGUUGAGAAACAGGAUGGGAUGGUCGAUGAUUAAAAUAUUUUGGAAACGAGAUUUGAAAUGUUAAAUUUGGAUCGAGAGAUUUUUUUAUAUACGAUUCGUUUUGAGUUCUCCGCGCGUAAAAUAUUUCAUUUAGUAGAUAUAGAUAAAGAUAUAAUUACGUGAAAAAGUUACGAUACCAGCGAGGAAUUCCUUAAAAUAGGCACAAAAGAUUGUUUAGUAAACACUCUGAUUUCGUUCAUGUCCAACCUCUUCGAAAUUUGGUGAUAAGAGUUUUCUUGUUCGAAUCUUCUGUUCCUUUUUACAUAAUUUUUUUACAUUACAAAGGAAAAAAAAAAGAGGAAUUACAUCAUAAAGAAAGAAGGAAAAAGAAUUCGUUAAGAGAGAGAGAAAAAUAAAAAAAAGAAGGUAUCUUUUUUGCCAGAAAAAAAAAACGAAAUUAUCUCGCCAUGAUACGAACGACAAAUUUUUUUUUCCUCACACGUUGCAAUGAACUAUGCCUCGGAAAAAGAAACAAAGGACAAUCGUUUCUCGAUUUAUUUUUAUUUGUCCGUCCGUUAAGUUGGCCGUUUAAAUAAAUUUUCUUUGUCGCGGGGUCAAUAAAAUCGGAUUAAAAGUGGUUUUUCGACGAUGGUCGAGUGAUCCGUGCACGCCGCCGUAUCUCGAAUCACGUAAAAAUCGAGAGUCGAUCCUCAUAUGUUUCGGUAACCGAGGAUCGGCCGAUCCACCAUUGUUAAUUAAAUGCACGUUCAGUAAUCGUUCAAAAUGUCGCGUCACUGAAGAGUCGGGAAUGACAUAUUCCAUUUGAAUUAUAAUCACAGUUUCAAAAUUUUAAGUGUUUAUGACGAACCUGCCCAAAUUGCAUAGUUAAAACAUAGCUAAAGUUCAAAUCACAAUGAAAGGAAUUAGGGCAUUAGUUUUGCAGGAUCUCCCUCAUGUUUUUCCUUCCAAAAGUUUUCAGGUACGUAUUUAUUAUUAUUAUAAUCCGUCGAUUAGGCACACUUUGAACACGUUAUAUGUAAUAUUUUUACUCUCUGUCGUUCGAUCGAUACAUCUAUAUAUGUACGCUAUAUAUAUAUAUAUAUAAAAUUGCGUUGAAAUUGUAUCGAUCCGAUCCAAUAAAGUUGCAUCCUUUAUUUAAUCCUUUAUUAAAUAUAAACUUGACAAAUACAUUAAUUUUUGUCACCUGACCGUUGCGCGUAACAACUUGCAUACAAAAUUCCAUUAACCUCUCCUCACUCCUUCUCGUAUCUCGUUUCAUUACAUUUCAUUACGAUUAACCAAAUAAGAAAAGUAUUUCUGUUCGUUCGAAAUUUCUAUCUAUCCCCCUCUCAAAUUUUUAAUUUAGAUUCGACGAUCUUUGCGAGAAAAAAAAAAAGAUCUCGAGAUGAAAUGUAUUCGAUUCGAUUUGAACGAUCGGAAAAAAAAAAAAAUAUUUCGUUUCUCCAGUCGAAAAGAAAGAAAGAAAGAUUUUUUAACGAAACGAAAUUUAAUCAAUUUAAAUCAGCGAUCAUCGACGCAACUUCACACAACAGCGUCAUCCCGACGAUUCUGGAGUUUUUUCGAGUUCUCUUCGAAGGAAGAAAACUGUCAGGAUGCGAAGAAAUGUCCCUCGUCCAAGGACAUCGUUUCAACCUCGUUAAUCUCAACGAACGAAGUCGAUGAGGUGUCGAAAUCGGGGCCCCCUAAUCUGAUCCGCAAUAUUUCAACGGUGCCGCCCCCAAAUUUGAAGCGGUACAAUUCCCAGUUCGAUUUGAAAUCGAAGACGCCUAUAAGCUGUCUGAAGCUGCAGAACGUGUUGAAACAGGACAGUUUGGUGUCCCUGCUCGACGGAAAUCCCGUCCCGAAAACGCUCAAAUGGAAGCUGAAGGGUUACAAGACCCUUCGGAACGAGCAGGCAGGUGACUUCGCGUUCGUGCCGGGUGGAAAGUCGUACGAUUUCGAUAUUCUGACCAAGGACGAGCAGCAAGAGUUGAUCAACUCGGGCAAUUACGCGGACAGGUCUCGGGCGAAGGCGAGGAACAGCGACGCGAAAAGUAGUGACACGAUAUGCUUGACCACGAAAUCCAUAGAGAACGUGGAGGAAAUAUUUUGCAGGAAUAAACUGAUCGGCCAGGAUAAUCCCAUCAUGGACGGGUCAAAGAAGGGGGGGGCGGAGACGGUGACCGCCUCCGGUCAGAAAAUUCCCACCGCGACGAAAUUGUUGGUGGGCAACAACAAUCCUAACGCGCCCAGGAAGGAGGAUAUCAAGUAUCUGCCGAUCUUGAAAACCGCCGAUUUUUCCACCGGCCAGAUGAAGUAUCAGACGCAACCGUCCGUCCAGUUCUCGUCCAAACCGCCCAAGAACAUCCCGAAACCUUUGCCGCCGAUAAUGAAGAAGCAGGAUAGCAGCGAGAAGAAGUGGGUGGGCGAAACGGAGGAGAAGAAGAUCUCGCAGGUGCCCGACCCGUCCAUCACACCGAUCGCCUCGACACAAACGACGGAAACAGCACUGCCCACGGAACAGCACAAGUUGAGCCCGAUCCCCGAGAGCAAAAAGGUGGAUGUGCCGGUGAACGAGGGCGGCACGUUUCAAUUUGCAAAGGUGCCCGAACCCACGGUUCAACAGCAACAACAGCAGCAGCAGCAACAAGAACUGCAACAACUGCAGCAACAGCAGCAGCAGCAACAACAAUUGCAACAGCAACUGCAAGAGCAGCAACAGCUGCAACAACUGCAGCAACAGAUGCAACUGGAGCAAGAGAAACAGCAGCAACUGCAACUGGAGCAACAGAAGCAGCAACAGCUACAAGCGGAGCAACAGGAACGGCAACAGCAAGAGGCGAAGGAAGCGGCGAAAUCGAUGGAAAAAGAGAUGGUGGAACCGCAAGCGAGCGAGGAGAGGCCUGCUCCGGAGGACGAUAUAAUCAACUCGAAGUACGCGUUGGAGAUGCUGAGGGCGGACGAGAUGGAGGAGAAUUUGGAGGAGGAGAGGUCGCAGGCGUAUUUCGAGAGCGAUAGGAACUCGUCGAGAAGGGAGAAUAAGACGGGGGAGAUGGAAACUGAGGCGAGCGAAGGGGAGGUGAGCAACGAGAUGUCGAGGCAGAUGGAGAUGAGAGAGGUGGAGAGUGAUAUGAACGAUUCUGAACUUGCAUCAACAAAUCCUCAAGUUGAACCGACAAAAGGAACGGAACAAAACAUCGAAUCACCAAGCGAAGAAUUGAAAUUAAAAUUUUUCAAACCUACUCCCGAAACUAGGGUAGAUAAUAAGCAAACGGGCAACGACCAAGCCACCACGUAUUUCGCGCCACGAAAGUCGAGCAGGAGCAGCAGGCCCAGCUUCGUGAUGGAGAAACCGAUCAUGAACAUAAGCAGCCCUUACGAGAACGAGCCUCGGAUGCCGACCUCGCCUUGCGCCGCCACCCAGGCCAAGUUGUUGCGGGCAAGCUCGAGCAAGCAUUCCCACGGGUCGGACAUGGGCGGUGGUAAAGCCUCCUCCAUGGCCGGAAACUCGGGAGGGGGCUCGAGGAAACCACCGUCCUCCUAUCCUCCGUUCACGUCAAGGAGGUCGGCCUCCAACAGUUCCAACUGUUUGACCAAAAAAUUGCCGAUCGCCAGGGAAUCGGAGGGCGGGCUGCGCGCGAUCAUGAUGAACACGAGGAGCCCCUCGUCCAACAUCUCCACUUCCACCAUGAAUCUGAGGAAUAAGAACAAGGAGAAUCAGAAUAUGAAGAAUAGGAAGGACAAGAAGUGCAACAAAAAGGAGUGCAAACGGUACUGCUGCCCCGCGCUGCAAACACCGACAGAUUGCGAUUACACCAAGUUCCAAUGCCCCAACACGAAACACAUCGUCAAUGCAACCAAAAUGGUCCAUUACGAUCCGACAUGUCUGCCCCAAGAGGACGAGGACGAGAUACGGGAGAUUUGCACCGAUCCCAGGGCGCACAAGAAGUGCAACAGAGACAGGAAUAAUAAUCCGAGUCGAAGCAGACGGGACAGCUCGUAUCCUGGAAGGAGUCGUCGAAGCGACGACAGAAGUUCGACGACGGAUAGCAACAGAGGUACCGAGUUCUGCACGAAACCGAGGAGCUCGACGGAUACGAGGAGCUCGACGGAUACGAGGAGCUCGACGAAUAUGAGGAGUUCGACGGAUACGAGGAGUUCGACGGAUACGAGGAGCUCGACGGAUAUGAGGAGUUCGACGGACACGAGGAGCUCGUCGGACAGUUCGAGGAGCAGAGACGUGAACAGGCGGUCGAGGGACGACAGCAGCGGGAGCAGCAGCAGAUCGGCGAAGUUCGGGAAGAGGAAUUUCACCAACUCGGCGUACGUGAGACGGCCGAAAGCUAUGAAAAGCGUGAAGCGAUUCUCCUCGUUGCCCGCGUUCGCCAUCCCUUUGCUCGGCGCGAAGGAGAGCAGGGAGGUGAACCAAAAGAUACUGAUCUCGCCGUCCAAGUGCAAUUUCUCCAAGUGCAAGAGGAACGACGACAAUAGGACGAGGUGUAAACAGAACAGGUGCAAGAGGCAGGCGAACAAGUGCAAGCUGCAGGGGGACAGGAAGGGAGAGGAUAAUUGCAAAAAGGUGAAGGGUUCCUGCGACAAUGCCGCUUGCAAGAGGCAGGGGAAGAGGGAGUCGAAGAAGGACACCGACGCUUGCCAGAGGGUGAAACCCGUACUCUGCGACGAUAACGACGAUAAUUCUUGCAAAAGACCGACCAAGGUGGUGGACGAUCCUUGCAAGACGGUCAGGUCGUCGUCACGGUCGUCGUCACGGUCGUCGUCGGGGCACAAGAAGAAGGACGAUUCGAAAAAGACUUCAGGGAAAUUGAGUUGCAGUAGUGUAACCGCGAUCAAGGAGGGUCAGUAUGGCACUAAGGAUUCGACCAACACUUUGAACAUAUGCGGUAAGAAGAGGGAGCAAAUGUGCAAAGAUAGGAAAAAAACAAUAAUCCCAGAAAGCGAAAAAGCAAAAGAAUCCGCGAAAGAAAGGAUGGAUAGAGAACGAAGAGAGAUCGAGGAGUGCAAGAAAGAUAUUAUGCCUAAAAAGAAAAAGGACGAGAAGAAAGUGGUGUCCGGUUUAGAGCGUGUUAUCAGUCCGUGCAAAGAGCAAUUGAAGAAGAAAGACGUGAAAUUUUCAAACCUAAAGUUUCCCUUGAAUCUUAUAAGCAGUUUGCAAGAUUCGAAAUUGUUGAACGAUCGAUUGAGGAAAUUUUCCAACGAGGAACCCUAUGAGAACAAUGAUGUCGCUUUGAAUGAUUUGGUGCCGGAAAAGAAAUUCUGGAUCUUCCACGAGGACCUGAACUACCCGGACGUGCCUAGUUUAAAAGAAAACGUUGAGGAUAUACCGGAAGCGGAUGAUGAUGAUAACGCUAGCAAUACGUGGUUCUUUUCGUGGUUCAACGGCUGUCAAUAAUUAAAAAAAAUAAUACUGUCAAUAACAAAGAAAGUGAAUGGUAUAUAAUUUAUAUUUUAAAGUUCUACCCUUUUUCGUGUAGUCCCGGGAGUAGUUUAUUUAAAAAGAAAGAAAAAAAAAUGAUAAAAUAUAUGUAAAUUAAGAAUUGAUUAUAUAGAGUAUAGAUCAACUGU
Messenger RNA from Apis mellifera (honey bee), 5658 nucleotides. RefSeq names its product putative mediator of RNA polymerase II transcription subunit 26. The transcript is spliced from 4 exons. The record is from RefSeq and is a predicted model, not a curated record. NCBI's taxonomy places the organism in Eukaryota, Metazoa, Arthropoda, Insecta, Hymenoptera, Apidae. The coding region runs from base 1481 to 5485 and encodes 1334 amino acids.